AUGAAUUCUGAAGGUGUAGGCAAACUUUUCGAAGCAGUCAACAAGCUCGAGAAUUGGUAUAGAAAUAAAGUGGAAAAGUUCAAAGGUAAAACAUGGCAAUGUGGAUAUGUAAAUAUCUUAGAUUGUAUUUGUGUUAUGCGACAGAACGAUGAUUACGAUUUAUGUGAACGCUUUCCUUUAUUGCCAACAUGA
Messenger RNA from Heterobilharzia americana, 192 nucleotides. NCBI's taxonomy places the organism in Eukaryota, Metazoa, Platyhelminthes, Trematoda, Strigeidida, Schistosomatidae. The record is from the annotation of a GenBank genome assembly.